ACAAUUUUGACAUCACGACAAUGACGUAGAUUCGCGCCGUCAAUCCGUUGGACCCUGGCACUGCCCUGACCUCUUUUUUCCUUUAUCCACCAUCAUCAUCUGUGAGCUGUACCGCGCACUGCUGCACCGUCAUGGCAUUUUCUGCUUCGCCCGUCCUGCUGCACUCCGUCGCCGCAGCCACCAUGGCCUGGGCUCACUCUCAGCUCGGAACGAGUCCCAUAGACCCUCUCGUCGAGACCCAGUACGGUAGCCAUUACCAGUUUCUGACAAUUCUUGGGCUGGUCGCGUCGUUGUGCACCAUGGGAGUGGCUUUACUUGUCGACCUCUUUCCUUCAAUCUCAGCUCUCAGGUCACUCAAGCGCGCUAUGCUCAUGGUUUGCAUGCCGGUCGAAGCUGUCGUGGUCUCCGUGUACUGGACCCUCCUCCUGCUUUUCCCCAGUCUUAUUCUCCAAAAAUACGUUCCCACGGAGCUUACAUCGUCUCAUGAUGCGCUGCCGCUCGCUCGGAUACCCCUGCCCCUGGAUCUAGCCAUGCACGUCGUUCCAGGCCUUUCGCUCGUGCUGGAUUUCCUGGCCUUCGAGAAGAAAUACUCGCAGGAACAUGUCAAACUUGCGGUUCCUGUGGUGCUUACGUGCGGUGGGAUGUACAGCUCUUGGGCCGAACGGAAUGCUAAAUUAAAUGAUGGCAUUUUCCCAUACCCCUUCCUCACUGAAAAUCCAUUUGAAACGCGAUUGGGCAUCUACAUCGGUGCUUGUGUCAUUGGAUACGUUUACUUCCGCGUGCUUAAUGCUCUCCACGCUUAGAAUAUUUAGGGAACAUUAAGUCUCCUUGGGCCACAGCAUUAUCGUUAUAUUCAGUCUAAUGUUGCUUAGAUGUAUAGACGUAUUAUGCACUGACAGUUAGUAUAACUUAUACCAGAUACCCGGAUUAUUAGCCAGAUUCGAAUAGAUCGGUUUGCAUUUGUGUUAUUCAGCGGAAGAUAACUUCAUAUCGUAACGAUCCGCUAUACACGGUCUAUCAUCGUAGACAGAAUGCUCCGAAGGACAGUAGGUAUGUCAUUGGUGUUAGCAACUCUAAAACCUUGUCCAGGGAGCUGUUUGCUUAUCCUAGUGGGGAUUAGUGUCAUGAGUAGCUCGAAGUACCGCAUGUACGUACCACGGAGCUUCAGCCCCUUCCCCAAUACAAAUCAAAGCUGUAUGGACCUUGGGAUUGCGCUUCAUUGCCUGAGAUAGCUGCUCCGGUGUAAUGUUGUAUCGGCCGAAAUUGGCAUCC
This is a messenger RNA of Desarmillaria tabescens, 1272 nucleotides long. Its product is annotated as FAR-17a/AIG1-like protein. Gene Ontology annotation, cellular component: membrane; endomembrane system. Lineage: Eukaryota; Fungi; Basidiomycota; Agaricomycetes; Agaricales; Physalacriaceae. The record is from RefSeq and is a predicted model, not a curated record. Bases 132 to 803 code for a protein of 223 amino acids. The transcript is spliced from 5 exons.